This is a messenger RNA of Penicillium odoratum, 981 nucleotides long. RefSeq lists its product as uncharacterized. The transcript has 2 exons. Bases 1 to 981 code for a protein of 326 amino acids. The record is from RefSeq and is a predicted model, not a curated record. NCBI's taxonomy places the organism in Eukaryota, Fungi, Ascomycota, Eurotiomycetes, Eurotiales, Aspergillaceae.
AUGGACACAGCCGUAGCCUACGUGCCUCCGCAGGUGAGCAAGUUGCUCAUGGAAAACUUCCUCGCCCUGGAGGUGGUGGCCAUGAGUAUGGAACGCUUUGAAGUCGGCGUGUCUGCAUUCAACCAUUUCACCCACUAUCGCGGCCUGUAUUUCUGGAGCCUACAAGUGGCAUCAUGGGGCAUCUUGGUGCAUGCAAUUCCAGCCCAAAUUCGUUACAUGGAGGUAGCCUCUAGCAUGAGCGUGGCUCUCCCAUUUCUCAUCGGCUGGUAUGCCAUGGUCACUGGCCAGGCCGUCGUCUUAUACUCUCGUCUCCAUCUCGUUGCCUCCUCCGACCCACAAUCUUUCCGCUGGGUCUUGUGGAUGAUCAUCAUCAAUGUGUUUAUUUUCCACGUCCCGAUGUCAAUCCUCUUACUGGCGGUCAAUGGUGGCCAUAGCCAAUUCUUGCGCGCCGCACACAUCUACGACCGAAUCCAAGUGGUCGGAUUCUGCAUGCAGGAUUUUGUCAUCAGCGGAAUUUACAUCUACGAAGCCCUGCGCGCCCUAAAACCUGUCCUCGAAGCCCGAGGCCGCGAAGGCCGAAAAGUAAUCGUCCACCUGAUCAUAGUCAACAUUAUAGUCGUGGCAUUGAGCAUUUUCCUAUUGAUCGCAGAAUUCAAAAUCCAUUGGCUGGAAGUCAGCUUCAAGACCGUAUGCUACAGCUUCCAACUGAUACUCGAAUUCUUCAUCCUCGAACGUCUGCGCUCGUUGACUCGCACAACUUCAUGCAUGUGCAACAGCGGAUCGGCUUGUCCACGCCAAUCGAUUGAUGUGAACAUAUUCACGAUGGCAUCGGCGGCAUCGCGCACUUGUCAUGAUAUCGAGUCGCCAUCUCCUUUGGUCGAAAUCAAUCCUGUGUCUCGUCGUCCUUCGGUGGGGAAUUCCACGUAUGACUUCCAUCAGGCGUUACGGGAAACAGCGUCUGUUGAGAAUAUCAUCUCCUAA